Malassezia globosa CBS 7966 is the source of this 735-nucleotide messenger RNA. RefSeq lists its product as uncharacterized. The transcript has 3 exons. Gene Ontology annotation, molecular function: mRNA binding. The coding region runs from base 1 to 735 and encodes 244 amino acids. NCBI's taxonomy places the organism in Eukaryota, Fungi, Basidiomycota, Malasseziomycetes, Malasseziales, Malasseziaceae. The record is from RefSeq and is a predicted model, not a curated record. Gene Ontology annotation, cellular component: U2-type prespliceosome; U1 snRNP. Gene Ontology annotation, biological process: mRNA splice site recognition.
AUGGGACGAAAGGCUGAAGUUCAGCGUGUAGCACUUGAGCGCCUUAUGGGUCCUGAGAUGAUGGGCACGGCAGAAAAAGACGUGCAUUUCACGGAUCCUAAAAAAAUGGACUUGGGGCCUUGUCCCAAAUCACACUUACCACGCUAUAAAGAAAUGUACGAUGCAGCAGUAGAGCGUGGUGAAACAUUUCCUCAGAUUGUCGCAGACUUCCAGCGAAAUAUACACAUGUUUGUGGGCGAUAUUGACCGCAAGAUCGGCUCUAAUAAACGGAGGCUCGAGCAGACACCUGAGGAAAUGGAACGCUUUAAUGCAAUGAUGCGGGAUAUCAACGAAGUGCAAGAGGCUAUCACGGCAGCAACCAAUGAAAUGGAGUCGCUUGGUGAGCAGGGUCGCGUAGAAGAGUCGCUCAAGGAACUCGAAAAAGUAGAGGCACUGAAGGCAGAGCGCGCAGACAAAGAGAAGGAGCUCCAGACGCUGCAAGAGAACAGUGGUGCUAGUGGCCAUCAAAAGCUGCGAGUAUGCGAUAUCUGCGGUGCAUACCUAAGUAUUUUGGACUCAGACCGCCGACUUGCCGAUCAUUUUAGCGGGAAAAUGCACGUCGGAUACCAGCGCCUGCGUGAUUUGCUAGUCGAUAUUCAGAGACAGCAGCGUUCUCCUGGAGUUCCAGACGGUAGUAGCAACGCCGCACGCGAUCGGCGGCGGAGCAGGUCUCCUCCCACAGGCCGAUUAUCAUAG